AUGGAGUCUCAUAGUAACUCAAUGUUGUGGGGCACCUAUGUUAUACUUGUCAUCGCCAUGCGUAGCCGUUUGGCACAGGCUGCUCAGAGCCGAUUGCCACACAACAUGCCUGCCCGUGAUGACGACCUCUAUGGACUUCUUGGAGUAAGCAGAGCGGCGACCGACGCUGACAUUCGUAAGGCGUACCUGCAAGCUGCAUUAAGAUGGCACCCAGACAAGAAUCCAGACGAGCAAGAGCGGGCGGAAGACAUGUUCAAAAGGCUAGCUCGAGCAUACCAUGUUCUGUCGAGCGCGAGGUUGAGAGCUGCCUACGAUCAGUCUGGCUUGACGGGUCUCGGAGCGGAAGCGUGGUCCACCGAUCCAGGCUCGAGCAUGGACAUGGCAUUUGAUUAUCCGUAA
Molecule: messenger RNA, 399 nt
Organism: Prorocentrum cordatum
Lineage: Eukaryota; Dinophyceae; Prorocentrales; Prorocentraceae
Source: the annotation of a GenBank genome assembly